This is a messenger RNA of Colletotrichum destructivum, 567 nucleotides long. RefSeq lists its product as uncharacterized. The transcript has a single exon. Bases 1 to 567 code for a protein of 188 amino acids. Lineage: Eukaryota; Fungi; Ascomycota; Sordariomycetes; Glomerellales; Glomerellaceae. The record is from RefSeq and is a predicted model, not a curated record.
AUGUGGCGUCAGUACCACCUCCUUACGCCGACGAACGCCGUGUUUGAUGCAGACCAGACACGUCCAGAACACAAGAGAUCGUGGUCCGUCCUCACUUUGGGACUGGGAGCUGUGCUGGCUUCCAUCCUCCUAGCUACCUCGGUCGCAAGCCUCCUUCAGAUCAGCAACCACCAUGCUCGGCACGACGUGAUUCCCUCACGGCAGUCACUUCACUCCUGUGGCCCAACGGCCGCCACGGCCCGCGAGCGGGGUUGCCAUUUCGACCUCAUGUCGGCCAGCUGGGUGCAGACGGAUUGCUUCGACAAGGAGCUGAUGCAUGAAUACGUCCAUGCCGGCUUCCACGAGCGGAACUGGACCUUCUGGAGGGACGAAGAGGGCAAGGCCGGGACCCAGAUGUCGAAAGACGAGAUCCUGUCCGGCGAGUGGGAGGUCAUCUGGGCGUCGGGGGACUUUCACUACGCCCACUGCGCCUACUUCUGGGAGAAGCAAUGGAGGCAGUUCCGCGCUGGCGGUUUGGUCGUGACUUUGGACUCACGGAUCCGGUUUCCGCACCACACCAAGCAUUGA